Molecule: messenger RNA, 2606 nt
Organism: Aethina tumida (small hive beetle)
Lineage: Eukaryota; Metazoa; Arthropoda; Insecta; Coleoptera; Nitidulidae
Gene: Hs6st
Product: heparan-sulfate 6-O-sulfotransferase 2
Exons: 3
Coding region: 136-1410 (424 amino acids)
Cellular component (GO): membrane
Molecular function (GO): heparan sulfate 6-sulfotransferase activity
Source: RefSeq, a predicted model, not a curated record
AACAGCACUGGCUGUCACUCAGUGCCGUCCGUCAUUCCGUCAAACGGCCUGGUGAUGUUUGUUGUAAACAACGGAGAAGUAACACGAUAAAGUUUUAUUAGUUAAACAUCAACUACCUUGAUCCUCAUGGAGUGAAUGAUGAAGAAGUCGAAAAACGUUUCAGUGCAAGUGAUCGACAGUGAUAUAACUUUACUCCUGCCUAAUGGUACUGAGAUCAGGCAAAUGGAGCCCAAAUACUCUUGGCUUAGGAAAAUCUGCCUGGUCUGUUUUUUCCUUGCAGUGUUUGGAAUCGUCGUCUUUGGAUAUUAUUCCCCGGAUAAAGUGCGCGCAUUGAACACGAGAGAAUUUCCCCUCGUCAGCGACGACAAUUUGGGUAAACCGCUGGGCUUGACGCACACAAAAGUGGGCCUGAGCUAUGAUGACAUGCUCAACGACGACUUCGCCUUCGACAUGGACUCGCACGAUGUGAUGGUCUUCUUGCACAUGCAGAAGACUGGCGGCACCUCUUUCGGCAAGCAUUUAGUCCACGAUUUGGACCUGAAACGUCCGUGCACGUGUCCGUUGUCGCGGAAGCGCUGCUACUGCUUCCGGCCCCACUCGAACCAGAGCUGGCUGUUCAGUCGUUACACGACAGGCUGGAAAUGCGGCCUGCAUGCCGACUGGACCGAGCUAACCAGUUGUGUGGACGAGAAGCUGGACGAAGCGGAGGGUUCGUUCAAGAGACGAUAUUUUUAUAUUACGCUGUUACGCGACCCGAUCGCCAGAUACUUAUCCGAAUUCAGACACGUACAAAGGGGAGCCACAUGGAAGGGUUCGCGACAUUAUUGUAACGGGAGAGAUGCGACCGACGAAGAAAUUCCACCCUGCUAUCGAGGGCUGACGUGGGAGGCGGUCGAAUUGGACGAAUUCAUCGAUUGCGACUCAAAUUUGGCUGCGAAUCGCCAAACUAGAAUGCUGGCCGACCUCGAAUUAGUUGGUUGUUACAAUAAAAAAUACAUGUCGGCAGCGGACAGAGAUCGAAUAAUGCUGGCGUCCGCCAAAAAAAAUCUGCAGUCGAUGGCCUUCUUCGGCCUGACCGAGUACCAGAAAAUAUCCCAGUACAUAUUCGAAGAGACGUUCAACUUGCGUUUCCUCGUGCCUUUCGAACAAAACAAUGCCACCGUCUCCAGUUCGACGAUGCCUACGUUGACGAAGCGUCAGCAAGAGAAAAUCUCGCAACUGAACAGUCUCGACGUGGAACUGUACGAGUUUGCGAAGCGACUUCUGAUGGAGAGGUUCGAAAAGUUGAAAGCCAGAGAUGCCGAUUUCGACAAAAGAUUUAAACAUUUGGGCGAAGUUGUGGGACGAAGCGGGGUCACCGAAUUCGAUUGGGACAGGCUGGAUGAUCCGACGCAGUCGUCGGAGGACUGAACGUCAAGCUCAAAAGUCGCGACGCCGUUUUAUGUUGAUGGAUGGAUUUUUAUCGACAUAUCGAAGAUUAUUACAGUCAUUCGGUGCAAAUUUGUAAGGAAAUUUCAAAAUUCUCUUACACAUUUGCACGGAAUGAGUGUUAUAUGAGAAGAAGGGAUUAAUAUAGGUGCAAUAGUUCAGUUCGCAUUCGACCUUCUAAACAUAAAACUAGUUUGCGACGAUUUAUAAUUAGGUAAUGUCCUGAAGGUGACAUUUUUAAACGUGAUUUUAGUCAUAUUGACUGGUGGUUUUAAGCAUCAUAAAUAUCACCACCACCACUAGUGUUUAGCCAGUUAUACCAAUUUAUAUUCGUAUUCGUAAUCCAAAACGAAAAUGUUCGUUCACUUAUAAUGCAUAUCCAGAUUUGGUUACAAUUGAAUAAAGUGAUUAUGCAUCUCCCUCUCUCUUUCUCUGUUUGUGAGACUGAUUAUUUGAUUUGCAAUAAGCUUAUGCAUCGAAUUCGACACGUAAGGUAUAGAAUAAGUUUUUAAAUAUACACAAAGAUAAGUUGCAGUACAAAUUUUAAUUUUUAAUUUCCUCAUCAAGUCUUCCCCCAUUCAAGUGAUUGAUGAUUGUUGUUAAGAAUAUUGUUGUAAGAAAGCACUGUAUUUUUCGGGAUGCACAAGCACUAGUUGAACACUGCCUUUUUGGUUGUAACAUAUUGGUGGACAUCACUAAUUUUAGAAUUUUAGUUUGUAAGUUAUAGUAUUAUUUAUUACAAAAACGAAGCCAAAGAAAAUUGUAUCGUGACAUUUUUAUUGUUUAGGGUUGAUUUUUGUGUGAUGCAGGAUUUUGUUGAACACUCUAAUGGACAGACAAUCUUUGUAUUACAUAUUGUUAAAGGUAGCUAUUAUAUGAAUAUGUUUAUUUAAGAUAACGUUAAUAUUAGGUUAAUAGAAUUCACGUAUACAUGCUCUACGUUUAAUUUCACGAUUUUCAUUUGUUUAGUGCAUGCUCUUUUACUUAACAAUAGAGGAUUUUACCGUUCCAUGGUUGAAAUAAUAUGUUGCAUUUACUUUUAUAAAUGUACAACACUUAUGACUGAUUUUAUUUUUAAAUACUUAGUGGUACUUAUAAAUGAUUUUAGAUAGUUUAUUAUUAUGUUGUAUGUAAAAUAAAUAUUACUUUUGCAUAAAAUAUAAAUAUAUAUAUAUAUA